AUGGUGCUCUGCUGUCUCCCCAGGAGCUACCUGAUCAAGGUGGUGUUGAGUGAGCAUGACCUCUACCAGCGGGAGGGGCAGGAGGUGGUGGCCAACGUCUCGCGCUCCAUCAUCUACUAUCGCUAUAACUACCGCACAUUCGAUAACGACAUCAUGCUGCUGAAGCUUGAGCGUCCGGUGCAGUUGAGCGCUAACAUAGCGUUGGCCCCGCUGCCCUCGGAUGACUCCGACCCCCUGGCGCACGGCGCGGCCUGCACGGUGAGUGGGUGGGGCGUGACGCGCGUGUACAGCUACUACCUGUCGCCCGUGCUGCGCGCCGUGGACGUCAACGUCAUCGCAAAGUGCCAAUACUACUACUACUGGAGGAUCACCGACAACAUGGUGUGCGCAGGCUCCUACUACGGGGGCAAGGACUCCUGUCAGGGUGAUUCGGGCGGGCCGCUGAUAUGUGACGGCCGGUUCGAGGGCAUCGUGUCGUGGGGCAUCAGCUGUGCCAACCCCUACUUCCCCGGCGUCUACACUAAAGUCCGCAACUACGUACGCUGGAUCAACUGGAUCAUCGCCAACAGCAACUAGAAUACAGACAUCGAGUACAGACAUCA
Molecule: messenger RNA, 602 nt
Organism: Engraulis encrasicolus (European anchovy)
Lineage: Eukaryota; Metazoa; Chordata; Actinopteri; Clupeiformes; Engraulidae
Product: anionic trypsin-2-like
Exons: 3
Coding region: 1-576 (191 amino acids)
Biological process (GO): proteolysis
Molecular function (GO): serine-type endopeptidase activity
Source: RefSeq, a predicted model, not a curated record